This is a messenger RNA of Toxotes jaculatrix (banded archerfish), 1288 nucleotides long. RefSeq names its product high mobility group box 2a (gene hmgb2a). Gene Ontology annotation, cellular component: nucleus. The coding region runs from base 132 to 779 and encodes 215 amino acids. Gene Ontology annotation, biological process: regulation of transcription by RNA polymerase II. NCBI's taxonomy places the organism in Eukaryota, Metazoa, Chordata, Actinopteri, Toxotidae. Gene Ontology annotation, molecular function: DNA binding, bending. The transcript has 5 exons. The record is from RefSeq and is a predicted model, not a curated record.
AGCGGGGAGGAGCUGUGGAAGUAGUUCUGGUCAAGUUAGUUCAGUCUCGCAGACGGUGACAAAACAGUUGCGCUUUCUUCCUCAUUCACUCGUUUACAACUUGUCUUGCAGCAAACAGAUUAAGUGCAGCCAUGACAAAGGACCCAAAUAAGCCAAGAGGGAAAACCUCCUCCUAUGCUUUCUUUGUCGCAACCUGCCGUGAAGAGCACAAAAAGAAACACCCAGGGACCAGUGUAAGCUUUGCAGAGUUUUCCAAGAAAUGCUCUGAGAGAUGGAAGACCAUGUCAGCAAAGGAGAAGGUGAAAUUUGAGGAGAUGGCCAAGAAUGACAAGAUCAGAUAUGACCGAGAGAUGAAAUCGUACGUCCCUCCUAAGGGUGCCAAGAAGGGCAAGAAGAAGAAAGACCCCAAUGCCCCAAAGAGGCCACCCUCUGCUUUCUUUGUGUUCUGUUCCGAUCACCGUCCCAGGAUCAAGGAGGAGAACCCUGGUAUCUCCAUUGGUGACAUUGCCAAGAAGCUUGGCGAGUUGUGGGCUACACAGAGUUCCAAAGACAAGGCUCCUUAUGAGGCCAAAGCUGCCAAACUGAAGGAAAAAUACGAGAAGGAUAUUGCUGCUUACCGAGCCAAAGGUGGUUCAGGGAAGAGUGAUGCUGGUAAAAAGAGUGGCCCAGGCAGGCCAGCUGCCAAGAAAGCAGAACCAGCUGAUGACGACGAUGAUGAUGAGGAAGAGGAUGACGACGAAGAGGAAGAUGAAGAUGAUGAUGAUGAGGAUGACGACUAAGCGGUUUAUGUUAACGGAUGUGAAGUUUGCAAUGUGUUGUUCAGCUUAACUCUGUGUUUUGUGUGUAUGAUUCAAAAAGUAUAGCCUGCUGUCCCUGUUAGUCUGCCUCUGUUGGAUACCAGACCUUUAUUCCUUUUCUAAUUCAGGGAUUUAGUGUUUAUUUUGUCACUUAGCCCCAUUAUGACCCCCCCAGCUGAACUUGGGUUUGUUACAUUUUAGAUCCUUGUUACUAUCGAAACGGGCAGCCAGAUAUCAACUUCCUGUCGUAAUAUAAUGGACUGAAAUUCCUGUACAGGCGGUGGACAGCAGCAAAUCAGUAAAGUUUUAAAGUUAUUGUUUCUGGAUGCACUGCUUAUGUUUUCCUUUUAGUGGUGCUGUUUCUUCAGUCAUUUUACUACCAGGAUUUAUCUGUAGUUUGAUAAAAUGUUUGCAGCCAUUUUUAAUGUGGAACUUUGAAAACUUUCAUGUAGAAUGAAUUUUUCUUUUUGUAAUAAAAUUUUGUAUAUUGA